Juglans microcarpa x Juglans regia is the source of this 354-nucleotide messenger RNA. Its product is annotated as non-specific lipid-transfer protein B-like. Gene Ontology annotation, molecular function: lipid binding. Gene Ontology annotation, cellular component: membrane. The coding region runs from base 1 to 354 and encodes 117 amino acids. NCBI's taxonomy places the organism in Eukaryota, Viridiplantae, Streptophyta, Magnoliopsida, Fagales, Juglandaceae. The transcript has a single exon. The record is from RefSeq and is a predicted model, not a curated record. Gene Ontology annotation, biological process: lipid transport.
AUGGAGAAGAAAACAAUUAUAACGGCCUUUGGGUUGAUGAUGAUGAUGUUGAUCCUAAGCGCAACUACUGCAAGAGCCGAUCUAUGCCAGGAUGCAUUGAAAGCUUUGUUGCCUUGCAUGCCGUUCUUGACGGGUUCUGACCCUCCAACACCCAGUGCUAACUGCUGCCUAGGCGCAAGCGAAGUGCUGAAUAAAGCUACGACCACCGAAGAUCGCAAGGCUCUGUGUGUCUGUUUCAAAAAUGGUGCAGCCCAGGAUGGUGUUAAGUCUGAUAGGGCUGAACAGCUUCCCGACCUCUGCAAGAUCAAAGUUCCGGUUCCGAUUAAACCCGAUGUGGACUGCAAAAAAUUAUGA